CAACCUAUUCACCACAGGCUAUAACGUUCGGACGAGCUGAAUGAAAGUCUGAGACGGGAAGAAAAAGACUUGACAUCUUAAGUUUCUCUUGCCAAGGCAGAGAAAGCGUUAGAAGGGUAAAGGAAAUAGGAAAAUCAGUUUGGCAUUAUCAGGGAACACUGCUUUCUGAAUCAAAGUUGCAGGUACUUUUAAAGGGUGUCAGGUUCAAGGACUUUCACUCAGCCGCGCACCAGAGAGAAUAAUAGUGGGAUACACUCCAAGGAACGACAGAACGCACAAUGGAUCGCAAAAUCCCCGAUUUUUCUGGUACUUGGAAAAUGAAAAGCUCCGAGAACUUCGAAGAGCUUCUCAAAGCACUGGGUGUGAACGUGAUGCUGCGUAAGAUUGCGGUCGCAGCCGCGUCAAAGCCAUCUGUGGAGAUCACGCAGGACGGAGAAACCCUGUCAAUCAAGACCUCCACCUCUGUAAGGACCACCCAUGUCACCUUCACAGUUGGACAGGAGUUUAAUGAGGCCACUGUGGAUGGACGUCCCUGCACGAGCUUUCCUCGCUGGGAAACAGACAGCAAGAUUAGUUGCGAGCAGACUUUGCAGAAGGGUGAGGGUCCAAAAACCUCAUGGACCAGGGAGAUGACCAAUGACGGCGAACUGAUUUUGACCAUGACUGCAGACGAUGUGGUGUGCACAAGAGUUUAUGUCAGAGAGUGAAAGUAUGAGGAAACAGGAAGAAUACCCAUCCAGAUCACUCUCUUUCCUCGUUAACCACAAUGACUGUGAUUUUAUAUCAUCUAUUUCCUUUCUCCCUCAUCUGUUCUUUCAUUUUUUGUUGACAAUGUAUUUGAAUAAUACAUCAGAGAGCCAUGCAAAUAAUUCAUGUGAGGUUCCAGAUUUUGUAAAAAAAAAAAAAAAAAAAAAAAAUUGGGUCAUUUAACAAAUACAUCAUUUUGGCCUCAAAAGCACUUUUAAGGGUUGAUCUUCACAUUGAUGAAGACUUGGAAAUCUGAAGCUUGGAAACCAGACUUUGGUGAAACAGUUCAUAAUCACCACUGAAAAAUAUCAGUAAAGGUGAGGUCACAUUUACUAUUGUAAAUUUUCACAGGUGAAAUCCAGUCAUUUUAAUAGUUAUCUCCAUUAUUUUGUGUAAGGGUGAAGGAUUUCCCCACUCAGAUUUCAGAAAAGGUUCAAGUUGGGUUGAAAUGACGUCUGUGUAAGCUGUGCUUCAUACAUCACUACGCUAAUGAGAAUAGGCAAUUGACUUUUAAAGGGAUAGUUAGCCCAAAAAUGAAAAUUUACUCACCCUCAUGUCAUUCCAAACCUGUGAGACCUUCAUUCAGCUUUGGAACAUAAAUUAAGAUAUUUUUGAUGAAAUCCGAGAGUUUUCUGACCCUCCAUAGACAGCAACGCAACUACCACAUUCAAGGCCCAGGAAGGUAGUAAAGACAUCGUUAAAAUAGUCCAUGUGUCAUCAGUGGUUCAACCGUAAUGUUAUGAAGCUACGAAAAUACUUUUUUUGUGCAAAGAAAUCAAAAACAAUGACUUUAUUCAAAACAUGACAACACAUGACUUUAUUCAGUGACAUAAGGGUGAGUAAAUAAUGACAGAAUAAAAUGUUUGGGUGAACUAUCCCUGUAAGAAUGUAAGCCUAUGUACAAUAUGCUGUCAGAACAUGUUAUGUUUGUAGUUCAGUCCGUAAUUUUUUUUAAAUAUUCUCAGUUGAGCCUUCGCUAAGCUCCGCCAUAAAUUGUAACUGACCAAUCCUACUUUAGCAACUGUUGCCAUCCUCCAUUUUCUCAGACAGACUUUUGCCCUUUCCAGUGUAACUCUAUGGAGGACCUGUUGCGUUUGGAUAGUUUUUAAAGGUGCUGUGUGUAAUGUUUUGACUGUACCAACUCAUAAAAUCAGAGGAAAGUUAUUAAGGAAUGUUCACAUACCUGUUUCUCUGAAAAACAAUGCUACAGCAAGUUAUUCGAUUUUAAAAAUGUGCAUUCCGUGUCAGGAUGUCUGUUUUUCUUUUGGUUUGUGAGAUUCAGCCAGUUUAACCAAUAGUAUUUCGACACCCCGGGUUGCCAGUUGGUGGAAAACAGCACACUGAAGCAAUUGAAGGCAGCGGAAAAAACUGGCUCAGAGAUCACACAUUCUACCCAACCUAAAAAGCCUCAACAUCAAUUUAAAAAGCUGUAAAACCAGAGGCAUAUUAAAGCAUGGAUAUUCUCAAUUGCGCUCACAGUUGGACUGCAGUACCAAUUUCAACCACUUCGCUGUCAAUAUUACAUACUGCACCUUUAAAUUCAAAUUUAUAGUUAUUUUACAGCCAAUUUUACUGUAUUCAGUUGAUUGUGAGAUUGAAAUCUCCAAUUCAUUCCUAUGUGAGGCUCUGUAUUGUCUGAUGUAGCGACAGUACCAAGGGGGCGGAGCUAAGCAAAGGUUCAGUUGUAAUUAGAACCCCAUGAAGCUCCAAUCCCAGCCUUCUCUUUUCAUCUUUAUUUUUUGUAUAUAUUUUAAUAAAACCUGAAUCUGAAGUUUCUUUUCAUUAUGUUUUUUAUACAAACAAUUUCAGCAGUCAUUACUUAUUUCUGUGCAUGGACAAUAAAGGUUACUGCCAAGAAUGUGUG
Messenger RNA from Onychostoma macrolepis, 2611 nucleotides. RefSeq names its product cellular retinoic acid binding protein 2, a (gene crabp2a). Gene Ontology annotation, molecular function: fatty acid binding. Gene Ontology annotation, biological process: fatty acid transport. Bases 279 to 707 code for a protein of 142 amino acids. The transcript has 4 exons. The record is from RefSeq and is a predicted model, not a curated record. NCBI's taxonomy places the organism in Eukaryota, Metazoa, Chordata, Actinopteri, Cypriniformes, Cyprinidae. Gene Ontology annotation, cellular component: nucleus; cytosol.